Molecule: messenger RNA, 2383 nt
Organism: Oncorhynchus tshawytscha (Chinook salmon)
Lineage: Eukaryota; Metazoa; Chordata; Actinopteri; Salmoniformes; Salmonidae
Product: serine/threonine-protein kinase pim-3
Exons: 6
Coding region: 303-1280 (325 amino acids)
Biological process (GO): negative regulation of apoptotic process; protein autophosphorylation; regulation of mitotic cell cycle
Cellular component (GO): cytoplasm
Molecular function (GO): ATP binding; protein serine/threonine kinase activity
Source: RefSeq, a predicted model, not a curated record
CUCGUUACAGCCAGAGAUUACAGAGUGCGCGGGGAGAAUCAUCCGGUACAUCUCGAAGUGGCCGACUGGUACUUUAUUAACGCUCACAAUAACACAUGUGCGCAGAAGGAAGCAUUUUCGGGAUUUUGAUCUGAAGGAAAGAACAACAUAUUAUUUGUUGGAAUACUACUUUUCAACGUUAUUCUCCCUGUGAAAUUAAAGACUGAUCUGCGUUUUAUCUUUGGCAUUUCGGUGUCCUCGUGCUCAAUUGGACAUCAUUUUCAGAACCUGAAUUGGGAGUUUCUUUUUGGCAACGAGUAAUAAUGUUACUGUCCAAAUUUGGCUCAUUUUCCCAUAUUUGCAGCACGUCCAACAUGGAUUUGCCAGUGAAAAUACAGCUUCAGCAAGUGAAGGUGGAGAAGGAGCCAUUCGAUAAAAUAUACCAGGUGGGAUCUGUACUAGGAAGCGGGGGAUUCGGUACGGUCUACGCUGGUAGUCGGAUUUCAGACUGUUUGCCGGUUGCUGUAAAACAUGUAGCUAAAGAGAGAGUUACGGAAUGGGGUACCCUUAACGGUUCAUUGGUGCCUCUGGAGAUUCUGCUCUUGAAAAAGGUGGGAACCACUUUCCGAGGCGUUAUAAAGCUGAUUGAUUGGUACGAGCGACCCGAUGGCUGGUUAAUAAUCAUGGAACGACCGGAGACUGUCAAGGAUUUGUUUGACUAUAUAACCGAGAAAGGGGCUUUGGACGAAGACUCAGCGCGUGGAUUUUUCCGUCAGGUCUUGGAAGCGGUACGACAUUGCUACAAUUGUGGCGUGGUCCAUAGGGACAUCAAAGAUGAGAACCUGCUCGUGGAUCUACGUAGCGGAGAACUCAAACUCAUUGACUUUGGUUCGGGGGCGAUUCUCAAGGACACCGUUUAUACAGACUUUGACGGCACGAGAGUAUACAGUCCGCCAGAGUGGAUCCGAUUCCAUAGGUAUCACGGGCGGUCUGCAACGGUCUGGUCACUUGGCGUGCUGCUGUAUGACAUGGUGUGUGGUGACAUACCCUUUGAACAAGAUGAGGAGAUCCUCGGGGGAUGCCUGUUCUUCAGGAGGAAAGUGUCUACCGAGUGUCAGCAACUGAUCAAGUUGUGCCUCUGCCUCAGGCCCUCUGACAGACCCACACUGGAGCAGAUCUUUGACCACCCAUGGAUGCGUGUCCCAAUCGACGACUCAAAAACAGAGGGGUGUGACAUCACCCUGCAUGCAAUUACACCCGACUCCUCAUCAAGCACAAACUCAAGCAAAGAGAGCCUCUGAUUGGGCAACCUUGUUGUGUGAAGGGGACAUUUUUGCAGACCUGUGGACUUGUGGGUCCUCAGUCUCGAAUAGAGCGAGUUAACAGGACUUUUCGUUGGCAACUAUAAUUUAAGGUUUUCCCUCUAACUUUGUCAUUGUUGUUUUGAGGAAAUGUUUCCUCACCUGGGAACUUGUUACUUGGGUGGUUUGACCAGCAUUCUUUUAUUUCAAGAUUUAUUUUUAGCUGGUUCAUGUUCUGUAACCCCCUUAUAUCAGAUCUCCUGGCUGCUCUUAUAGAGUAUGAACUCUGUUUUUGUAUUUUCAUUGAUUUGGAGUGCCUUUAUUUUUUUGCUGCUUUGGUGUGGCUGUAGUCAUAUGAAACUUGUGUUGGGUUGUCUGUUGCUUGAGAAAUACCUAACCAGAGUAACCCCGUCUCGCUAAGAGCCAAUCCCAUGACAGGACCAUGUGACGCAGGAUCCCGCCCACCGACAUGGUGGAAUACUUGAAACGCACACUCAUCCACACCACAAACUUUCUGCUGCUCUUUCACUGUAAAUGCCUGCACAGCUGUGUGGAAAUGGGGUUUAUUAUCUGUUUCUCUGAAUGUGUACUGAAAGCAUCAAAACCUCUCUCCCUCAAUGGCUUCGUAGGGUUUCAUACACUUGCGUUUCUGUACCCCAUCUCUGCUGACACUACACAGCACCGGGCUUGGCUGGGACCUGUGUGUGAAAUGCACAAUCAAUGCAAUAUUCAUCGACUUUCUUUUCUUCUUACUAUUAGUAUGUAUAUUUAUGUACAUUCUCCCAUGUAAAAUUAUUUAUUUGUACUAGACAUUCCACACUGUGGCUAUUUAUUUAUUUUAUCAAUUCAUGGAAAUCCCAGAAAUAAAAUUCUACAUGGCCUUUUUUGCAUUCCGGUAAUUUCUCUUUUAGAAAAUAUCACAAUUGUUCUGUUUUGGCUAUCUAUUGAAAAAUAUGAAAACAAAUGAACUUGUGGUUGAUUCAAUUUUAAAUCUCAUUAAUCCCUUCAAUGAGACUGAAAUGUGAGUUUAAAUUCAAAUGGGUGAAGUAAUGGUGGGAGAUUAUUUUUCAUACCAAAAUUUCAAAUAAACCUUUUGUAUAUUA